GCUCUGCGCAUGCGCAGUACGCAGCAUAUUUGGGCCAAACAUGGACGAUCCGAAACUUUGACCCAAAACUCCCUUCAAACCAUAACUUUAAACUUAACUUUAUUACCAAAAUGGAUUUAAUACGACGGCAGAUGACUCCUUCUGGAAGUGGAAUGUAUUUUGUUUUAUUUGUCAGCCUCGUUUUGUGGUCAGGCCCGGCGUCUUGCAUAAAGGUGACCGCUCCGGAGGAGAUCAAUGCAGUAAAGGGCGAGACGGUAACCCUGUCCUGCCAGUUCACCUCGACUCAUCGCCCGACUAGCCGAAUAUCCAUCGACUGGUCCUUCAGACCUCAGAGUGGAGGCCCUUCCCAAGUCUUCUUCCACUUCUUCUCGGUGGCGUACCCUCCGGAGGCAGGGCACUUCAAAGGGCGCGUGCAGUGGCAUGGUGACCCGGGGCGAGGCGACGCGUCGAUCCGACUCCUGAACGCAUCACUGCACGAUAACGGCACUUACAGCUGCGCCGUUCGCAACCCGCCCGACUUCCAGGGUCCUCCCUCAAACACCAUCCUCACCGUCAGCCUCAAGAAAACAAGUGUCCACUUUUCGGACAUUGCCGUGCUGCUGUUCUUCAUCCUCCUGCCGUCAUCGCUGAUAGCGAUGGUGUUGUUAGCGAGAAUGGUCUGCCCGUGUUGCUCUCCACGGGUCAAGAGCUCGUAUCUCGGCCAUCACUCGCCCAUAGAAGUCACUGAUGGGGAAGAAAUGCUCACAUACAGUAAGGAGUGCGGUUACCAUCACCCCUCACCAAAGCAGAAGCCUGCCAUGUGCUGCGAAAUGUAUUUGGAGGACUCUGAUGAAGAAUGCCGCAGAUAUAUCGAGAAGCAUCCGCUGCAAAUAGAGGCCGAGUCGCAUUGUUAGAUCUUCCUGUAACACGACGCUGUGGUGGAAAAACUGGCAAAACAUGUCAGCACAGACAUCUUCAUUAUCAUUUACUACAAAAACACAAAUGCUUUACAGCUGAGCUGAUGUGAUCUGAUCUGAUCUAAACUCAGCGUUACCAGAUUUCCUUCAGCUUUUGGUCCAUUGGACUCUUGCUAGCUUGUUGCUUUAGCUCUAAGUUUCUUCCUAUUAGCUUUAACAGCCUCAAUUCAGAAUGUUCUAGAAAGCUAGUCACUAUCACUCCAACUACACACCAGCGCCAGCCAUUAACACACAAUAACGCUAGCCAUGAAGUUAGCACAAACAAUCUUGUGUUGCUAGUUCACCGAUAGCAUUUAACCUGUUCCUAGUGUGAGAUGGAAUUCGCAUUCAUUUUAAAACGAGACCAAGCACAAAUGCUAAUGUGGCUAAUGAGGCAAUUCUCACCAUGGUUAGCCAUGUUAGCAUCUCUGAGUGAAGUAUUUCUUGUCAUAUUUCUAAUUAGGAGAAAUAUCACUAGCACUGUUGCUAAUUUACCAUCUUGUUGUGCUAAAAAGCAGUAUACUUCCUCUUCGUUGUUAGCAUAAAAUAUUUAUUGUCUGAAAAACUGACUUCAUGAGCUUGUAGAUCUCAGACUUUCUAAAGAUCUGCUGAAUAAAGACUAGAUUUUAAAACUAAACCUAAGAGGAACUAAGCCAUGCUAAUGCAGGCUGCGUGGUACUGUUUAUGAUUAGCAAUAGUAGCGUAAAGUAUUAUUUAACGGUAUUAUUGGUUACACUAGUGGUAGUGAAUGGAAGCUGCAGACUAGUGGCCUUCUGUCCAGGUUUAUAGAAGAUGAAUAGGUUUUGAACUAAACUCUAGAGUAUGUUGGGCUUCCUUUAGGUAAAGAAUACCAGGAAAAUAAUAAAAUAGUGCUUGCUAAUGUGUGGUAUUUUGUAUAACGCUAAAUUAGCCCUGCUGAUUUAGCAGUUUUAUCAUUUUUUGGGACCUUUGGAAUUUUCUAGAAUAAAGUUAAGCAUAAACGAAUUUUUCCUUACCUUAGUUUUGGACUGGAGCUAUGGCACUACGACACUAAUGUAGCUAUCGAGUGCUGAAGUCUGUACAAAUAAAUAAUUACAAAUAAGUAUCUCUAUGCACACGCCUUAAAAGAUACCUUAAAAGGAACAAUAAAAAAAAAUUCUAAACUAGCAGUGACAGUUCAUAUUUAGAAGCUGAAGUGGAUCUCAGCUACAAUGUUUCAUCAUUUUGUUGGUGUGAUUUAUUUUUGUGUGUUAAGUUAUUUUACAUUAUUGCUCAUGUAAAUAAUUUAAAAAGAACUUCAACCUGCUGCUUUGUAUUCUUUCUCCAGUUUUGCAUUUUCUAACAGGAAACGGAUCCAGCCCUCUGCACGUACUCUGGCAUCAUUUUGCUAAAUGACAGUUGAAUGGGUUUAAAUAUUUUGUUAAAUGAUCAUCUCUACACGUGUAUAUAUAUAUUUCUGCAAGCACCUUGUUAUGAAAUGCACAAUUACACAUGCUCUUGUAAGAAUGUAAAACAACAGGCCAGGUUUAUUGUGUAUUUAUUUGAGGAUGUAAAAUUGUGUGAUAUUGUGAGUACAUUGUUUGAUAAUAAAAAAGUGGCAAUUAAAUUAAUAAAUAAAAUAUGUACAUAGUUCUGAGCUCUCGUUUUACAUCGAGUAUGAAAGCUAAUAAUUAAAACAUAAAACAGCA
This is a messenger RNA of Pangasianodon hypophthalmus (striped catfish), 2602 nucleotides long. RefSeq names its product myelin protein zero-like 3 (gene mpzl3). The transcript has 6 exons. NCBI's taxonomy places the organism in Eukaryota, Metazoa, Chordata, Actinopteri, Siluriformes, Pangasiidae. The record is from RefSeq and is a predicted model, not a curated record. The coding region runs from base 111 to 893 and encodes 260 amino acids. Gene Ontology annotation, cellular component: membrane.